GGGCUGCGCCAGCGGCAGGCGCGGGAGACCGGGCUGUGCCCGGUGCGCAGGGAGCUCUACUCGCAGUGCUUCGACGAGCUGAUCCGGGAGGUGACCAUCAGCUGCGCCGAGCGGGGGCUGCUGCUGCUGCGGGUGCGGGACGAGCUGCUGCUGACGCUGCAGGCGCUGCAGACCCUGUACGAGAGCAGCGUGGCCUUCGGCGUCAGGAAAGCGCUGCGUGCCGAGCAGGGCAAGGCGGACCUGGAAAGGAGGAUUGUGGAGCUAGAAGAGGAGAAGCGGGAGCUGGAGAGACAAGUGGAUGAGCAGAAAGCCAGAUGUGAAGCCAUCGAGAAACGUGACAACGAGAGGAGAGAGAUAGAGGAGAAGAAACACGACGAGGAGGUUCAGUUCCUGAGACAGAAGAACCAACAGCUGAAGACCCAACUUGAAAGCAUCAUUGCAUCAACUAAGUAG
Chaetura pelagica (chimney swift) is the source of this 453-nucleotide messenger RNA. It is a transcript of the gene DNALI1, whose product is annotated as dynein, axonemal, light intermediate chain 1. Gene Ontology annotation, cellular component: filopodium; axoneme. The annotation marks the transcript as partial. NCBI's taxonomy places the organism in Eukaryota, Metazoa, Chordata, Aves, Apodiformes, Apodidae. The transcript is spliced from 4 exons. The record is from RefSeq and is a predicted model, not a curated record. Gene Ontology annotation, molecular function: dynein heavy chain binding.